Mycotypha africana is the source of this 204-nucleotide messenger RNA. RefSeq lists its product as uncharacterized. The record is from RefSeq and is a predicted model, not a curated record. The transcript has a single exon. The annotation marks the transcript as partial. NCBI's taxonomy places the organism in Eukaryota, Fungi, Mucoromycota, Mucoromycetes, Mucorales, Mycotyphaceae.
UUACAAGCAAACAAACAUGAACUUAGGUUUCUGAAUUUGACAUGUUAUCUUACGGAAGAAGAGCGAGACUACAAAAACGAGGAAAACUAUUCUACUCAUGACAGUGCUGAGACAAUGAUCUAUGCUUAUGUAGAUACGCAUCCUACAGUAGCUGAUUUGAUUUGGAAAAAGCGACAACUGAAGCAAUCUGAAUUUCUGAGCCUA